ACUUAAAAAUGUAUUUCUCAUACUUUGGGGACGUAGGAAGGAGGUGCAACAUUGGAUAGAAUCCCCCGCCGCUAUUUUAAUCUUGAGUCAACCAACUAGGACAAGCUGUCUGUUGGGUUCCAUUUCAGGUAAGGCAAUGGAAGUGAAACCAAACCGUCCGAUUCGGAUUAUCUCUCAGCCUCCGACGAACCAAAUCCCGGAAAUAGAAAGCGCGAACAAAAUGUGCGGACCGGAGAAACUGAACUCCGGCGGCUUACCUCCCAAGUCAACGGGACCACAGGUAGUGGAGGAGGAGGAAGAAGAAGAAGAUGAGGAGGAGGCGGAAGAGGAGAGAGUGGUGGAGGCGUUGAUCAUGGACUUCGAUGAUCUCGAUGGUUCUUGGCCGUUGGAUCAGGUCUCCUCUGUCUCCGAUCACAACGACGAUGAUAAGAACAAUAACCAGUACCCCAUGUCACCGCUUUACCUCUCCUGCUCUGACCAGGCCUUCUCUCCUCUCUGGGCUUUCCUUGACGGAAACGACGACGCAUCGUAUGCUACCUCAGCUCCCCCGGUCUGCUCUGCCUUGUUCCCCAGCACUACCAUUCCAGUAGCUGAAAGGACAGUGGUGAAUAAUUUCGACAACAGUAGACUCCCAUUUCCACUUAUGGGACUGACACCCCAAGAAAAUCCAGAGGGGUGCUUUGUAAUCAAGGAGAGAAUGACACUAGCACUUCGGUACUUCAAAGAUUUGACUGAACAAAAUGUUCUAGCGCAGGUUUGGGUACCCGUAAAGAAUGGGAGUCGGUAUGUGCUCACAACUUCAGGGCAGCCUUUUGUUCUUGAUCCACAUAGCAAUGGACUUAAUCAGUAUAGGAUGAUCUCUCAGACAUAUGUGUUUCCUGUGGAUGAGGAUAACAAUGGACUCCUUGGGCUUCCUGGCCGUGUUUUCUGCCAGAGGGUACCAGAAUGGACUCCAAAUGUGCAGUAUUACUCCAUGCUGGAAUAUCCACGUCGUAAUCAUGCCCAGAAUUUUAAUGUCCGGGGAAGCUUGGCAUUGCCUGUAUUUGAGCCUUCUGGCCAGUCCUGCGUUGGUGUACUUGAGCUCAUCUUGACUUCAGCAAAGAUCAACUAUGCACCCGAAGUUGAUAAAGUCUGCAAAGCACUCGAGGCAGUAAAUCUGAAAAGUUCCCAGAUCUUGGAUCAUCCAAACACACAGAUCUGCAAUGAAGGUCGCCGGAAUGCAUUGGCUGAAAUUUUGGGGAUAUUGACUGUAGUGUGUGAAACUCAUAAAUUACCUUUGGCUCAAACUUGGGUUCCAUGCAGGCAUUGUAAUAUCCUGGCCUAUGGUGGUGGUCUGAGGAAGAGCUGUACUAGCUUUGAUGGUAGUUGCAUGGCACAAAUAUGCAUGUCCACCCCUGAUGUGGCACUCUAUGUAGUAGAUUCUCAAAUGUGGCGUUUCCGGGAGGCCUGUGUUCAGCAUCACUUGAAAAAGGGUCAGGGAGUUGCGGGGAGAGCAUUUUUGUCCCGUAGCUCUUGUUUCUGUGGAAACAUUACUCUCUUCUGCAAAACUAACUACCCCUUAGUCCACUAUGCACGCAUGUUUGGGCUGGCCGGCUGUUUUGCAAUAUGCUUACGUAGCACUCAUACUGGAGAUGAUGAUUACAUUCUAGAAUUUUUUCUGCCCCCUGGCAUUACAGACUUCUAUGAACAACAGAUAUUAUUGGGCUCCUUGUUGGCAACCAUGAAGCAGCAUUUCCAGAGUCUUAAGGUUGCUUCAGAUAUCGAACUUGAAGAGGAAGUAUCUGUCGAGAUCGUUCAAGUUUCUGAGGAUGGAGUUGAUUCAAGAAUUGAAUCAAUACGAAUCCCCCUAUCUACAAAAUCAACGCCUAGGCCUGAUGGCUUGCUGGAUAUGGGAGAUAUGGUGCAGGAUUCACCCAAACAGCAAUUAAUGGUGCACUUGGAUGACAUAAAUGAUAAGGGCACUGAUGUUAAGAAUGGUGGAGGAAGCAUCAAUAAUUUUUCUUCUUUAGAUAUUAAGGAGAUGAAAAAUAAAUCACAGAGAAAACGUGGCAAAACUGAGAAAUCAAUUAGCCUUGAAGUUCUCCAACAAUAUUUUGCUGGCAGUCUUAAGGAUGCUGCAAAGAGCCUUGGUGUUUGCCCUACUACAAUGAAGCGCAUCUGUAGGCAGCAUGGAAUCUCCCGAUGGCCGUCUCGCAAGAUCAACAAGGUCAACCGUUCCCUCACUAAGCUAAAGCGUGUAAUUGAAUCUGUUCAAGGUGCUGAAGGAACAUUUAGUUUAAAUUCACUCAACCCCAGUCCACUUCCCGUCAGAUCCAAUCAACAAACAUCACCAUGCUUUAAGCACUCUGAACCUCACGAGAAGAACGAGUCACCCACCAGAAUAACACUCAAAAGCGAUGAACAGGAUGGCAUGGAAGAUCUCUUGCAAGGAGGAAGAACCUUUAGUCCGGAGAAACUUGUUCAUGAUCAUAGUAGGUCUCCACCAGAGGUUGGUAAAGGCUCAAACGGGUCCAAAGCAAGGAGUGGCUCAUGUGAAGAAAGUGCCGGGACCCCUACUUCACAUGGUUCAUGCCAAGGUGGCCCCCCAGUUGAAAGCACAGCACCGGCAAAACAUCUAUAUGUUUCUUCCACCAAUGACCAAUGUGUUAAAGCUGGGGACUCCCCUGAAUUGGCAUAUCCACCCACAGGUCCACCUAAUAUAGCUGCUGCAUACUCAUUACCCGAUGGUAUUUUGAUGACAGAACCUCAAGAAACAUUUGGAGGAAUGCUGAUUGAGGAUGCUGGAAGUUCAAAAGACUUGAGAAAUCUGUGUCCUUCAGUAGCAGAUGCUGUAUUGGAUGAGCAGGCCCCAGAAUUUUGUUUGCCUAACCCUCCUUGUCUUGAUAUGGCUCCUAACCAAUCUAUGCCUACUCUUGCUCCUACAACCCCACAUGUUACAGCAACGAAAGAGAUGAUUGUGACAAUAAAGGCAACAUAUAAGGAAGAUAUUAUUAGGUUUAGGAUCUCUUUGAGUUCGGGUAUUUUGGAGUUGAAAGAAGAAGUGGCAAAGAGGUUGAAACUGGAGGUGGGCACAUUUGAUAUCAAGUAUCUGGAUGAUGAUCAGGAGUGGGUAUUGAUAGCCUGCGAUGCAGACCUGCAGGAGUGCAUGGAUAUUCCAAGAUCGUCUGGCAGCAAUAUAAUCAGGCUUUUGGUUCAAGAUACGAUCUCCAAUUUGGGGAGCUCCUGUGAGAGCUCUUGGGAUUGAGAUUAGACUGUAGAUAUUAUAUAGUUUUAGAGUCUCAUUCUUGUAGUGUCAGGAUGGUGUGUAAGUUGUAGAUCUUGUUUUCAAGUCUCUGUCAAUUAAAGAAUUUUGCUUGUGACUGA
This is a messenger RNA of Juglans microcarpa x Juglans regia, 3363 nucleotides long. RefSeq names its product protein NLP7. The transcript has 5 exons. Bases 137 to 3244 code for a protein of 1035 amino acids. NCBI's taxonomy places the organism in Eukaryota, Viridiplantae, Streptophyta, Magnoliopsida, Fagales, Juglandaceae. The record is from RefSeq and is a predicted model, not a curated record. Gene Ontology annotation, molecular function: protein binding; DNA-binding transcription factor activity.